Molecule: messenger RNA, 582 nt
Organism: Alternaria arbusti
Lineage: Eukaryota; Fungi; Ascomycota; Dothideomycetes; Pleosporales; Pleosporaceae
Exons: 2
Coding region: 1-582 (193 amino acids)
Source: RefSeq, a predicted model, not a curated record
AUGGACGAAAAGAAAUACGACCCGAACUUCAAGAACCAGGUCGAAUACGUCAUAGCGGACAAAAAACUAGGAGUCUUCAGUUAUACGGAGUACCAGCCUUGGUGUAGAAGAACGCAUCUACGACAUUACACGUGGGAGGGCCCGGUGGAAGACGAACAUGCAGAACUUCAUUCCGGUGCAACAACCCUCGUCGAUGGCGGCGACUCCAACGACUCACUCAACAGUAUGGCGCAAUCUUUUGAUUUCCCAACCCAGUUCAAUGCGUCAACGGUAGAAGGCCAAAAGUCUAUCGCAAUCACAAUCAAGUGGGAAUUGGAACCGGAAUCCUGGAAUCCUGAUGUAGUCCGCGGAGAGGGUUAUGUUGCGCGCUUCUUGGUUGGCGAGUGGGCGCUGGCGAAGGGUCAGUCAGUCGUGAGUGAGAGGGAGGCAAUGAUUGCGCUUUUUAAUAGGGUGCAUACGCUGGCGGAGAGUUAUCGUGAGAUGGAUGAGGAGAAGCGUAAGAAUGAUGAGGCGGAGCGUGCGAAGGACGAGGAAGAGCGUAUAGCGAGGGAGAAGGAGGCUGGAGAGGCGGUUGUCGAGUAG